CACGAAGCAUGAGUAACGAGCAUAGGUAACACAUGCUAGCCGCAAGUAUGUGGACCGAUCAGACACCCCACACACACUUUGACCCUUCGCGGGACUGCCACUUUGGGGCCUAUCGAGUGCUGCUCGUCGUGUUAUUGGGCGGUUGCUCUGGCACGAUAGAAACUCCCUGGAUAGGAUGCCCUGGCCUUCAUUCAAAGUACGAGUACGCAGGCGAAGAGGCCAGGCUGGCCAAGCCGCUUUUGGCCCUUGCUGCCUGUAGCACACGGGAGCUUGGAUGCACCUGGUUGCGGCGCUGGGGAGCUUGGACGCAAACGGUGUGUUGCCGACGGGUACUUGAAUUCAUCAUCGAGAUCAUCGAGACGCGUACGGAGUACUGGCGAGCACAAACUACGAAUGUGGCGUAUGUGAAAAGCUACCUGUACAAGCUGUGCUCCAUCGCCAACGAUCUGCGGAUGCAUCACCGCAAGGCCUGCGGUGCUACUCAACAAUAUUGA
Molecule: messenger RNA, 494 nt
Organism: Trichoderma asperellum CBS 433.97
Lineage: Eukaryota; Fungi; Ascomycota; Sordariomycetes; Hypocreales; Hypocreaceae
Source: RefSeq, a predicted model, not a curated record